Molecule: messenger RNA, 837 nt
Organism: Cyanidioschyzon merolae strain 10D
Lineage: Eukaryota; Rhodophyta; Bangiophyceae; Cyanidiales; Cyanidiaceae
Product: phosphoribosylglycinamide formyltransferase
Exons: 1
Coding region: 1-837 (278 amino acids)
Biological process (GO): 'de novo' IMP biosynthetic process
Cellular component (GO): cytoplasm
Molecular function (GO): phosphoribosylglycinamide formyltransferase activity
Source: RefSeq, a predicted model, not a curated record
AUGUUUUCCACGGCAACGUACCUGGGUCCAUACCAGGUCACACAGCGACACCUAUGGAGUCAAUCGAGCCGGUUACAAUCAUGUCGGCCUCGACGCUUUGUGCGAUCCAUAGCGUUUUUGAAGUUGCAAGGCGAGCUUGCGUUGUUCUGCGGUCGACGCUUGUACGCGAGCGCUGUUCGACCUGGUGACGCUGCCGCAGCCGGACGUGUAAAACGUGUUGGCGUACUCGUUUCCGGCACAGGUCGCUCGCUUGAGAACCUUCUACAAAGAAUACAUACUGGGACGUUGCUGGGUGCCCAGAUCGUAGUCGUUGUUGCUUCGCGGGCCGACUGCUUCGCGCUCGAACGAGCGGCCCAGCGGCACGUACCCGCAGAGGUUGUGGCUGCUCGGGCCUUCUCAGACACAGACCGAUUCAGUGAAGCCAUCACUGAGGUCCUGGUUGCUUAUCGAGUUGAUUUAGUGGUUAUGGCGGGUUUCAUGCAUUUCUAUCGGAUUCCGCCUCGCUAUGCCAACCGUGUGCUGAACAUUCAUCCGGCCCUGCUGCCUGCGUUUUGUGGGCGAGGGUUUUACGGAAACCGAGUACACCAAGCCGUGCUAGACUUUGGUGCAAAAGUGACUGGCGUCACGGUUCAUUUCGCGGACAACGAAUACGAUCAUGGACCAAUUGUUCUACAGAGCGCCGUUCCCGUCCUCGAUGAGGAUACCGUGGAGACACUGGCUGCUCGGGUAUUUGCGGAGGAGUGUCGUCUUUUGCCGGAAGCAGUCGAACUCUUCUGCCAAGAUGCCCUGAUUCUGGAUGGACGUCGCGUUCGGAUCCGACAACGACAAAACGUCUAG